AUGCUGUUGUUGCUGAUUCUCCUGGUGCUCUUUGGCACGAUACCAAUGUUGUACAGCAAAGGUUGCCAACCAAUUACUAUUCCCCUAUGUAAAGGCAUCGGGUACAAUAUGACAUCAUUCCCAAACAGCUACGGCCAUGAAAAACAAGAAGAAGCUGGUUUGGAAGUACAUCAGUUCUUUCCGCUUGUUGAGUACGGCUGCUACCAACAUCUGAAGUUCUUCCUUUGCACAUUGUACACACCGAUCUGCCAGGAGAACUAUGACCGGCCAAUUCUACCUUGUAUGGAGUUGUGCUUGGAAGCGAAAAAGCGCUGUUCACCGAUCAUGCAACAGUAUGGCUUCCGAUGGCCAGAGACGUUAUCCUGCGAGAGUUUGCCCAAAAUGAGCGAACAGGCAUCAACAGGCAACAUCUGUGCAGCUCCUCCGGACACCCCUAAGCCGGCGAAGAUUAUGGAAUUGCCACCAGUAUCAGCACCUCGACCCCAUGUUGGCAUAUCCGUUCAGGACCUACAAAACCAGUGUGACUGCUCCUGUCAGCCACCGUUUCAAGCUGUCAGUAAUGCAAGAGCCAUGGUUGGAAAUGUCUCGAGGUGCUCAUACCCAUGUGAGGCUCCAUCACUACAAGGUCCUGGUAAAAAAGAUUUGAUAUCAGGAUGGAUGGGAGUUUGGGCCUUUGCCUGCUUCUUCCUUUCGGCCUUCACCUUUCUGACGUUCCUCAUCGAGACAGAUCGAUUCCAAUAUCCCGAGAGACCGAUAUUCAUGCUGGUGUUCUGUCAACUGAUGGUUGCCGUUGGCUUUAUUAUCCGAGUAUCCGCUGGGCAUGAGCAAGUUGCUUGCGAUGCCUACAAAAUCAAAGGAAUCGAUGACGGUAAUGGCAGCUUAUGCUUUGUGGUAUUCCUACUGACCUACUUCUUUGGAAUGGCAGCUUGUGUAUGGUGGAUUAUACUUUCGCUGUCAUGGGUGCUAGCUGCUGCUUCGAAAUGGUCCAGUGAAGCGAUAGCCAGUUACUCGGCUCAUUUCCAUGCAGUUGGCUGGCUGUUACCUGCGGCUCAAACGGUUGUCGUUCUGGUUUUCAAUGCAAUCGACGGCGAUCCAGUGUCCGGUAUGUGUUACGUGGGUAACACCGAUGUAAAUCACCUUCGUAUGUUCGUGUUAGGACCUCUGAUUCUCUAUUUCUCUCUCGGUGUGCUAUUCCUUUUUGUUGGAUUCUUCAACCUAUGGAGAAUACGGAAUGAGGUUCAAAAACAACAUCCUGGUCUGUGUAACGCAUCGAAACUGACCAACCUGAUGACAAAAAUUGGCACAUUCUCAGUGCUCUACACCCUGCCUGCAUUGUUCGUCAUUCUUUCGCUUAUCUAUGAGCAGCACCAUCGUCCCUUGUGGGAGCAGAGUCUCACCUGCACUUGUGCGGAUCGUAAGCUGUCAGCAGAUGACGCUUCCUUCAUGCUAUCGAUGGUGAAAUCGUUCUGCAUGUGUGUUAUGGGACUAACUAGUGGAGUAUGGGUAUGCAGUCGCAAGACACUCAACUCCUGGACAAAUGUUUUGUGCUGCUUAGGAGCAUCGCGAUCGACCGCAAAAUAUCAACCGGCAGAUAUGCUUUAUGGAAAAAGUGAUUUUUCAUCUCCUCAGUUCUACAAUACAGCCCUUCGACAGAAUCAUCUCUACGCUGGUAUACCGAUACCGGAAAAAUUAUAG
This is a messenger RNA of Haemonchus placei, 1695 nucleotides long. The record is from the annotation of a GenBank genome assembly. Lineage: Eukaryota; Metazoa; Nematoda; Chromadorea; Rhabditida; Trichostrongylidae.